AUGAAGCCCCAACAACAAUCAAUGACUUCGGCGUGGACUAAUGCUGGUCAAGGUGUAACCCAAGUUAUGGCCAGAUGUGAAGCAGCCAAAUCUUCCGGAUUCCUGGAUCUUCAAGAUUGUAAUUUGAUGUACAUAACCGAUGCUAUUUACUUGGUGCUCAAAGAGUACGAAAUCACGAAAUGCAGUUUGAAAGGGAACGAUUUGAAGAAAUUUCCGAAGAAAAUGGUCAUUCGACUGCCGGAAUUGGAAGGUAAUCAAUGUUUUAGGGGUUUUAAAACUUGGAGAAUUCCAAUGUAGAUACAGCAACCUCUAUAUCAUUUCUGCUAUUUUCAAAGCCAUUUCAGUCGGUUUUGGCAGAGCUUCUUCAAUUUUUUCUCAAAAUUUUCUAUUUUUUCAACUUUUCUUAAAGUUUUGUAGCUAAUCCUGCCAUUUUCAGUACUAAACCUGGAAGGAAACAAGAUUGACGAGAUUGCAGAUGAAAUUGUUGGUUGGAAAGAUACAAUGAAAGGAAUUAAUUUGGCCAAAAAUCAAAUCAAAACUGUCCCUGACACCUUUCUGGAGCUUCACAAUUUGGUUUUACUUGAUUUGAGUGGGAAUGGCAUUGAAGGUAGGGCUUUAAAAUUUAAUAUGAUGGUUUUUAUAUUGUUUUUUAUAUGAUGAGACUAAAAAAGUAUAGGUUUGUUUACCGAAUUUUGGAAAAAUUGAAAAAAAAACUUGUUGCACGGUGCAAAAAUAUUAGUUUUACUGCACCGUGCAACCUUUCCAAGAACUUUUGGUACAAUACGACAACAAAAAAUAAAGAAUCGUGUUCUCAGCAACAAAAGAUUUUAAUUUACUGUAAAACUUAUCAUCAAAAGUUAUAGAAAAUAUAAAAAACACUAACUCACAGUAAUCUCCAAAACAAUAAAUUACAGUAACCAUAAUCAACAAAAAUUGUAGAUAUUGAUGCGGAAAAGUUUUUCAAAGCUUUCCCUAACCUAAAACAAGUAAAUCUACACGACAAUCCCUUAUCUGCCGCCAAGAAGAAGGCUUUGACAGAUAAAUGCCCUAAAGGUGUUACCUUGAGGUUGGAAUGA
This is a messenger RNA of Bursaphelenchus okinawaensis, 1076 nucleotides long. NCBI's taxonomy places the organism in Eukaryota, Metazoa, Nematoda, Chromadorea, Rhabditida, Aphelenchoididae. The record is from the annotation of a GenBank genome assembly.